Messenger RNA from Limulus polyphemus (Atlantic horseshoe crab), 986 nucleotides. Its product is annotated as dual oxidase maturation factor 1-like. The annotation marks the transcript as partial. Gene Ontology annotation, cellular component: endoplasmic reticulum membrane. The transcript is spliced from 6 exons. The record is from RefSeq and is a predicted model, not a curated record. Gene Ontology annotation, biological process: protein transport. NCBI's taxonomy places the organism in Eukaryota, Metazoa, Arthropoda, Merostomata, Xiphosura, Limulidae.
AAACUCACUACAUUAGUUAGCGUCACUGUUAGUCUCUUUGUUGGAGCUGUUAUCCUCAUUUCGAACCAUGGCAGUGACUGGCACGUUGCUCAAGCCACAGUCUCUAGUCUUCACAGAACCUUUUCCAAGGACAAGAUCGACACAGAACUUGGUGUGCACAUCGGUUUAAAUAGUGUCAACAUAACGCUUCAGACUGCAUCCCUCACAAACCCCCAGGAAGAAAUAAACUACAACGAAAGGUUUAAUUGGAUAGGAGCAACAGAGAUCAAAGAAGAGUACAGAGAAGCACUGAUCAAAGGAUUGCCUUUUCCAAUAUUAACAAUUGCUGAGUAUCUAAGUCAGGACUUGGAAGGGUUUUGUUGGGGGCGUCGUUACCGCAUGGCCGGGUAUUACUCCUACAUUCUACUUUGGACCGCGUUUGCACUGUGGCUACUGAUGGACAUUCUUCUAUGUACUGUUCCUAGAUAUGGAGCCUUCUGCUUGCAGCUCACGGGAGCCGCCAUGUUGCUCACUAACGCCAUCUAUGCUCUCUUACUGCCUCGGAAGCCUUUAGUCAUCCCUUUCGAGGAAGGAACCAUUACCUUUGAAUAUGGAUGGUGUUUCUGGCUUGUCCUUGGCACAGGAAGUAUAGCACUCAUGACUGGGCUUAUGGUUGUGAUCGUAGAUAUUCUUUUUCCAAAUAAAUUUAUAACGAUUCUGGAAGUCGAUUAUGACACCCCCUACCGGUACUUUGUUCGGCAGACUAGCAGAACAACUGCAAAGCAGAAAAGUAACGGUCAAUUGAAAAGUAGUCAAUGUCGUGUUCCCGAAAGUGACCUCGAUGCCCCCAGUUGUAGCAGAAAUGGUAUUGGCAACUUUGCUUAUGAGAAUGACGACAGUGACGGAAGUAUUAUCAUCAACGGCAAGAGGGCCGUAAGUCUUCAUCACUUUGGUAACUACGCCGAGCGGGAGACAACAAGAAGAGGGUUUUUUUCAGCUAUCAGUCG